AUGCGAGUGUCACGUGCAGCGUGCCGUCUCCGCGGCAACGCUGAGUUAGUUUCCAUGGUGCCCGUCCGUCUGGCAUGGCUGCUGCGCUCGAAGAAAAGGCGCUGCAGAAACAAGGUAUGUGUGCGUUGCUGGUGCAGUGCUUACGGCAGCGCUCGAAUCUGCAGUGUGGCACACGACACAGCAGAUUGCAGAAGCAGAGUCUCUGGAACUCCAGGCAGCGCCGACGUCGGGCUUUGUAGCGUCGCUGUCGACACUUGUGUUUUCGCAGAUCUACACGCUUGCAGAGGACAUCGAGUCGUUUGCAAAGCACCGCGGGGGAAAAGUUGUGAAUGUCGAGGACGUUCUUGUAGGGACUGUAUGAGCAGAGCGGUGCUGACAGAAGAAGCUGUGUGCGCGGCGGAACGAGGGGCUUGUAUGUUCCAGGUGGUAGGAAUGAGUCUUACUGGGCCAGCACGAGCUGAUGGCCGAGUAUGCAAGGCAGCAUGUGGGGCCGGAGGCCAAGGCACGCGGCAAGAAGGAGAAUAUACGGGCAGCGGUGCGCAGGUCGAAGGACCCGGACACAGGGGGUGUCCGCUCUGUCGCACCUCGGAUAUAGUGCGGUAA
This is a messenger RNA of Pneumocystis jirovecii RU7, 603 nucleotides long. RefSeq lists its product as uncharacterized. The transcript has a single exon. The coding region runs from base 1 to 603 and encodes 200 amino acids. NCBI's taxonomy places the organism in Eukaryota, Fungi, Ascomycota, Pneumocystomycetes, Pneumocystales, Pneumocystaceae. The record is from RefSeq and is a predicted model, not a curated record.